This is a messenger RNA of Exophiala bonariae, 1611 nucleotides long. RefSeq lists its product as uncharacterized. The record is from RefSeq and is a predicted model, not a curated record. NCBI's taxonomy places the organism in Eukaryota, Fungi, Ascomycota, Eurotiomycetes, Chaetothyriales, Herpotrichiellaceae. Bases 1 to 1611 code for a protein of 536 amino acids. Gene Ontology annotation, molecular function: monooxygenase activity; iron ion binding; oxidoreductase activity, acting on paired donors, with incorporation or reduction of molecular oxygen. The transcript is spliced from 2 exons.
AUGCAUUUCUUCAAUCUCUCAGCGGUGCCGUACGCAACGGCGUUGGCAAUUUGGGCGCUCCUGUACUUCGUUGUCUACCCUGUGGUCGUAUACUUCCGCGACGUCAAAGGUCUGCGGCGAUUUCCCAAUAUGUCACUGCUGUCAGGUAUAUCGUACGUGCCGUUCAUGAUUCUCGCACACACUGGGCAGAGAUCAACGCAUUUGGCCGAAAUGCAUAAGCGGUACCCUGUCAUCCGCACCGGUCCAACGACUCUGAGCUACGGUGAUCCGGCAGCGAUCAAGGACAUUUACGGCCAUGGCACACAAUGUACCAAGGACAAGCAAUACCUCGUUACAUCUGGAUCACACUUCCACCUUGCCGACGUGAUAGACAAAUCAGAUCAUGCUAGGAAGAGGAAGCUUCUCUCUUCGGCAUAUGCCUUGAAAAACCUCGAGUUGUGGGAGCACAAGGUAGCCGACAAGACUGCUCGCAUGAUGGCUCAUUUCGAUAAGAUGUGCACAAAGCCACUUCUCAAAGGCUGUAUCCCAGCAUCGGCUGACCUCAAUGUCGAUUAUCGUGCCUGGUCUAACUUUUUCAGCCUUGACGCAAUUGCCGACAUCGGUCUCUCGGAGAAGCUAGGCUUUCUCGACCAGGGCCACGAUCGGAUCACUGCCAGUAGGAUGGAUGGUACCAAGUACGAAUGUAAUUUUCGAGAGUGUUUAUAUGAGAAUGCUCACAAGCAGUCACUUUUGGUCUGGCCAUAUAGCUGGUAUUCAACAACUAAUAAGAUUGCAGAUCUUAUUCCAUUCUACCGUAGGAUGGGCAAAUUAGGGCGAGACUGGGAUGGUAUUCCACUGGAGCUGGCUAACCGACGGCUAGAAAGACAUCGGGCUGGCGAAAAACUUGAUGAUUUCUUUACUGCGCUUAUGGAAGAUAAGAAUGGCCACCCAAAUAACCUCGAAUGGGGAGAGAUUGUCGCUGAGGUCAGCAUUAUGAUGAAUGCUGGGAGUGCAACCACGGCCAUCGCUUUAACGAAUGUUCUCUAUCAACUCCUGCGGAACCCUGAUGCAAUGCAGAAAGUGCAGACUGAGCUUGAUCAUGCUAUUUCCGACGAUGAAGAAGAGGACAUAGGUCAGGGUGUAGUAGCCUAUGAUCGGGUCAAGCAUCUACCCUACCUGAGGGCUUGUCUAGACGAGUCAUUGCGAUUGUUGCCACCAACACCUCAAGGGCUGGGUCGAGAAACUCCUGUCGAGGGGGCUUAUAUCCUCGGCCAAUUCAUCCCCGCCGGUGUUUCCGUGAGCAUGUCGGCCCUCGUUGCGCAUCGAUGUGAGAGAGUGUAUCCCGAAGCCAACAGCUAUAUACCCGAGAGAUGGCUAGGUGAAAAGGGGAAGGAGUUACAACCAUUCUUCCUCACUUUCUCCGCUGGGGCUCGAGGCUGCAUCGGGCGGAAUAUUUCGUAUCUUGAACAGACGGUUGUUCUAGCGUCGAUUUUGCGUCGGUACAGCUUCGCACUUCCAUUCCCUGGCUGGGAACCGAAAAGACUUGAGACAAUGAACUGGCUGGUCGGGGAGAUGCCAGUGAAGGUAUGGAGACGACAGAGAGCUGCUGUCGACGAAGAUUAUUGGGAGUAA